Molecule: messenger RNA, 6947 nt
Organism: Musca domestica (house fly)
Lineage: Eukaryota; Metazoa; Arthropoda; Insecta; Diptera; Muscidae
Gene: plum
Exons: 13
Coding region: 1411-5418 (1335 amino acids)
Biological process (GO): axon guidance; dendrite self-avoidance; homophilic cell-cell adhesion
Cellular component (GO): plasma membrane; axon
Molecular function (GO): cell-cell adhesion mediator activity
Source: RefSeq, a predicted model, not a curated record
UUAAGUUAUGCCGGCAUUUUGCAAAGCAAGCAGCCACCAUCCAACCAACCAGCCAGCCAGCCAGCCAGCCAGUCAUUCAUGGAAUACUAACGAAGGAUGGAUGGAUGGAACAAAGCAAUACUGUCGGCAUCAACAGCUGAGAGGAGGAAAAGGAAGUAACAAUACAACAAACGACAUGGGGUACAUUGACGGAGCCGCCAACGUCAACGUCCCCAAUAGUAUCUAGAUACAUUACGUACGUAAACGUUGCCGAGGACGCCAAGUAGUAGUAAUGAGGAAAUAACGCCAUAUAACGUUCCAGCGAGUGAAUGAGUUUCGGUGUUUUCAAAGUUUGGCCACUGCUCAGUGGUGGCGUUGGCAGUACGUUGGCGUCUGAAGUGUGUCUGUUUCAGCUGUUCGGUGUUCUGCAAACGUUUGAGAAGUCUUUCAAAUGUUUGGCAAGUUCAGUUUAUCGUCGGCAUACAAAGCGUUUAGAUGGAGUUUUAUGUGCGCCACAAAGGAAUUUCGUUGUUGGCCCAAAAGAAACCAAAUCCAAGAGGAAGUGUUUGUUUAAAAUGAAGUUAAGAAUUUCGGUUGGGCGCCAUAAAAAUGAAGUAAAAAAUAAAGAGCGGCUUUUUCAAAAUGCCAAACGGGAAAAAAAUGUGAAAUAUCAAAAAAAUAAAUAAAAGAAAAUACUUUAAAAGGGAAAUUAAAUAAAAAUUCCAUAAAAAAGUGAUUGAAAAAUUCCAAAACUUCUGCUUGAAGAAUAAAUUUUGAAUACAAAAAAUAUUGAAAAAAAUAAUAAAAUAAAUUUAAUAAUUAAAAAAAUGUCGUCUACCAAGUGUAAUUUUUGUUGUUGAUAAUUAUCCUUAAUGUGAAAUUUUGUAAUAACCCAAAUAAUAGCAAUAAUGGAUUUUUGUGAAGGAUAUAAGGAAGAAUCGAAAACCAACAAGACCAUAAAAGUUCCAGGAGAACCAUAAAGUGGUAGUCAGUGGUAAGCUGGCUUAAAUUGAAAACUAUUACAAACUUGGUCAACUCAUAAGGAAGAAAUCGGUAACAGCCAGCCAACCAGCCAAGCAUUGAAGUGCGAUUCCGGAAACCAUGCGAAUUCCAGUGAAGGAUAAUUGUUGUCAUCGUUGUUGUCGUCGUUGUUCCACUUAUAUGGUUGGCAUUCAAACCAGAACUAAUGUUGAUACCAAAGAAACAACGAACGCCAUUUAAACGGAAAAGUUUAUUUGGAAAUUGAGAAGUGUUAUUCUCGCUCUAUCUCUCACUCUCUAUCCCCAUUUGUCGUGUCAGGCAGUCCGUCUAACUGACACGGCGUGACCAAAAUAAGAAGAGCGCAAAAAGAAGAAGAAGAAGAAAUCCCACUGAUCCUCUGUCCAUGUCUCUGCCAUAAUAACCUGCCAUUAAGAAGCCAAACUAACACCAAUGGCCAUGUUUCGAACUUCGUAUCAAAGUUUACUGUUUACAUUGCUGCGUCUGUUGUUGCUGUUUGGCGAUUUCAAUAAUUGGGCAAAGGUGAAGUUUAAAGUUAAUGGCAAUCCGGCAUUGAAUCAACGACCAUUUUUACAAAUUGAAAGUCCCUCCAUAACAAGACUGGUUAUAACCAGACCCCACCUUCCUCAUUAUCUGUCGUGUAAGGCCACAAUCGAUGAAUCCUACUAUCAGAAUGAAACCAAUUACUUUUAUACCUGGUUCUUCAACGAUAACAUCUUAAAAUCUCUACCAAGAAAACUUAACGAUUAUUAUGUCUAUCGAAAUGGAACACUACGCUUACCACCUGCCGAGAAAGUUAGUGGAGUGUAUCGAUGCAAAAUCAAUGCUAACGAAACAGCGGUUAUAUCCGAAAGUAUUACCGUUGAGUAUCCUGUGCUCAAACGUCGACCGGCAAAUAUCAAUUUAACGGCAUUUAUAGGAUUAACCUACACAUUAAAUUGCCCAGUUUACAGUGUCCCGCCAGCGAAUGUAACAUGGUUCUAUGGAAAUGUAUCGUUAUCGGAAAUAUCCAAUGACAACAGUUUCCUGCUCCUGUCGAAUGGCAGCUUGGUCUUGCGAAAAGCCAGGGAAAGAAAUGCUGGCAAAUACAAGUGUUUUGCACAGAUUGCUUUUGCUGAAAACCCAGAACUAAAAUGGACUUAUUCAAAGAUAAGUGAAGGUCGAACACUGAACAAUGCCCAACUAAUACCUCAUCUACAGAAUACAACAUUGUUUGUGCCAACCGGUGGAGAUUUAAACAUUAGCUGUUGCGCUUUGACCGAUGAUGCCAUAAUUGAGUGGUGGUUUCAACAAACCUUCAGUUCACCAUGGAUUCGCUUGGCCAACAACAGUAAGGAGUAUCACAUUCGAUCAAGCAUAGAUGAGUAUGAGGGUUAUUACACCUGCUCCACGGCCUACAGUAAUCAGACAUUUCAUGUUAUUGUCACCACGCCACCGAUGGUGGUGGAGGAGUUGGGUGUUAAGGAUGGUAUCAUAGCCUCACCGAUUACAUAUAAAUGUCUAGUCACUGGGAAUCCUCGUCCCAUUAUAACCUGGUAUCACAAUGGCGCCCAAUUCAGCAGCUCAUUUACGCGCUACAUUAAUGGCAAUGAGCUGUUGAUUCCCUCCUUUGAUCCCGAAGAGAAUGGCAUUUAUCAGUGUUUUGCUCGAAAUGUGGCCGGUGAAGUGUAUACGGCCGGAGAAAUACGUCUCAAGAAUAAGGGAGAGGAGAAACCAAAUCCAUUGAGGAAUAUACGCUGUUUUGCACACACGUUCAAUUCGGUUAAUGUUACCUUUGAAACCGAUGCGUCAGUGUCCCUCUUUAUAGUGCACAUUGUGCAGACGAAUCCAUUCCGCUGGAUCUCCCCAUAUUCGCCGAUGAAAUUAAAUGCCUCCUAUGUUGUGAUAAAUAAACAUUUGCCAUACAUCAAACCCUUUGAGCUGAUAACACGUGUCCUUAUGUCUACCUCGGAGAUUAGUAUGGGUAAUGAUCGUACCCAGCACACGAUACAGAGUACGUUGCGUAGUCAACCGGUCACAUGUUGUACCCAAGGAUUACCUCCCCGGAUAGUACAUUUUGGCAACAAUACCUUUGUUACCUGGUCUCUAACGGAUUUUAACAAUGAAAAAUAUUUCAUUAUACAAUUUUCAACGAAUUUUACUCAGCCUGCUCCGGAAAUCCUACUCAGUCCCGAUUUGAUCGGCACCACACAACAUGUGAACUUAACCUUGCAGGAUAUUAGUCAUAAGUUGACCCGAAUAUAUCCCUUAAAUAUGAUGGAAUCGAGAAGAGUUCUCAAGAACGCCAUCACCAGCUAUGGUGAUAAUGAUGUCAGUAUGCCCGAUGAUCUGGAAUCCGAUGAGGAUAUUUAUAGCUUGGUUGUGCAUGCCAAUGUCACCGGUUUAAUGUUGUCGAAUUUCACACGCCUGAAGUUACGUAUUUUGGUCAUAACAACGGAUAAUGAAAAUUUGGCACAGGAUUUUCGCUAUGUGGAAUGGAAAACGGUCGUCAACGAUACAGGUGAAACCAUUGCCACGCCCUACCACCUGACUAUCGUCGAGUCGCGAAUGUUGCAAUUUCACUUCCAAGAAAGUUUCAACGAGUCCUGCGUUCAAGUCUGCUAUCUGCAAAUUCACUAUCCGCGCAUUAUAAAAGACGAAAGAAAAUGUGAACACCGUACCAUUAUCAAUUCCGAGCUUGAAGUGACCAAGUUGCGGCCAAAUACUCAUUACAGUUUUCAUUUUUCAAGUUGUGAUACCAACCUAUUCUAUGGGCAAUUGGAUGUGGUAACGCUGCCAGAUCCACCAGGCACCAUUAGCAAUCAGAGGGUGACGCGUCACAAUGGUUUGAAACUGAAUUGGGAUCCUCCAUUGCAGCCAAAUGGUAAAAUUCAUCAUUACAACAUUCUGUGGACAUUGGGCAAUGUGACGCAUGAGACGAAUGUUAUGGAAUGUGCGGUGUGUUUUUAUAAGUUCCCCAAUAUUUCGGAAGAAGCCAAGAUUAAUAUAUCCGUUAGAGUUGUGGGAGAAACGGGUGUAGGAGCCCCAGUUUCCAUUGAUCUGCGCAAUAUCAAUCAUCGCACCCUGGAAAUUGAAAGUUCCGGAUCAACGACAGAGGUUUAUAGUGGUAUUGCCAUCGGUUCCUUGCUGUCGAUAUUUUGUAUCUUUGGCUUUGCUCUGUUGAUUAUGUUUCAACGAAAACGUUUCAAGGCCCGCCAGCAUGGACCUACUCACCUGUCAACACCCACUGACAUACAUUUUGGUAAUUUAAGUAACAUCAACUUGCCCAGUGGCAGUGCUGGUGGCCUUAGCUCCAAUACCAUGCCUCCAGAUUCCCAUGAAAUGCAGACACUAAUACCCAAAGCAAUGGCAAGACAUUUGGAUAUCUUGGCCGGAGAUCGUGCCAUGUAUGAAACGACACAGCUUGCCAAUGGUGGUGGAGUCGGGGGUGUUGGUGCCUAUGUUGUACGACCUAGCCUCGAGAGCAUGGAAAGUUCAAAUAAUGCUUCCAUUUUAAGUGGAUUCUAUAUAGGUGCUGAACAUAAUUUGUCAUCCAUUCCAUUGUGUCAAAUAAGCCCACAAAAGAAAUCAAAGGGUAAUGGAAAUGGUGGCGGCGGAGGUGGCCAUGCCUCAGGCCACACCGAUGGCCACACAAACUCCAGCAAACCAUUUUUCAUACCAUUCAAAAAUACAGCACCGAGUAUUGUGGGCUUAACAUCAUCACAAAAACAAAGUUCCUCUGCUUUUGCUGCCAACAGUGGUGUGCCACCGAAUUCCAUUUCCCUGGCUGCCGUGCCCGUCGAGAGUAUAUCCACAGUCUUUGGUGGCACACUGCGCAGUAGUAAUUUAAGUCGUAGUAAUAGUAAUGGCAGCAGUGCCACAAAUUCCAUAAAAUCAAAACAGUUCCAUGCUAAUUUUCCCAAACAUUCCACUUCGAUUGAUGGCAUUUGUCUACUGGAUGAGGAGGAGGCAGCAGCUACAAUAACACCCACAACGGACUCGGAUGUUACGGGUGAAGUGUUGCGGAAUGGUUUUCACAUCAACGGAGAGGAUCACCGGCUAAGUGAUCUAACACCGGGUCAAAAUACCUCAACAUUAAAACGCUCUUCUUCGCCACCGCCAAAGCAUUCAACUCAUAAUAGCAACAACUCAAAACAUAAAAAAUCUACGAAUUUAUUGAAAAAGAAAACAACACCUCAACCUUCGCUAGAAUUAACUGCCACCACAUUGACGACAGCAACGACAAAGUCAACGAAUGCUCGGCCCAAGAGUACAGCAUUUAUAGUUCCAGCCAGCGGCGGAGGCUCGUUGGCAGCUAUGCAGGCAGGAAAUGCCGCUUCAUCAUCACCAUCUCUGCUAAAGGCACAAAAGCCACGAAAUUCUACAAAUCUCAAAGCCAAAUCGAAAUCCUCAACUAUGGAGACUAACUUUCGUCAUUUAGAUAUGGAUCCGAAUGGUUGAGACGGAGGAUAUUUUCUAUUUUACUCUUAACUUUAUAGCUCUUGUCUAAGAUAUCAUAUGGAACGUAGUGGUCUGACAUAAUCUAAAGGCCAAAGUAAAUUUGAGGGAAUUUUCUGAAAAGUAAUAUUUUUGUUUGCUACUAUAUAUUUUUUAAGAUAUCUUAUAAGCAGGGCAGGAAGGUUGGAAACAUGGCCUACAUAAGGUCGGCUAGAAAGCCCAUCUGACAACCGAGUUUGCAGUCAAAAGACGUAUUGUGAUAUGAAAUUCAAAGAGAGUCAAAUUACAAUAAUGCAAAAACUAAAAAAUUUAAUUAUCAAACAUAGUCUUCUUGGCCGAUCUUAUGUAGGCCUUGCUUGGACUUAUUUAAAAUUUCAUUCAAAAUAACAAUACUUUUCGAACCUUAAACUUCUCAAAUUUCAACUUGACAGCCCUGUUCAUAACACAGUGAUACGUAAAUUAUACACAAAAUUUUAUUGAAGAGAAAUGUUCCAAAAAAAAAAAAAAACACUCAAAAUAUUAAUUUAGACAUUCCAAAUGUUUACAUUUUAUAAAUGUACACAAUUAUGUAAUAAGUCCAUUAGAACCAUACCCCUAUUAUAUAGAUAUUGCACACCCAGAGAUAUUGUUUAUUUAUUUUAUAUACCUAGACCAUAUCCGUAUUUAUGUCCCAAACCCAUAGGAAAAUCGCAUUUUACAUUUGCAAGAAAAAAAUAUUAUUGGAAUAGUUUAAUGUUACAUUGGAGAAAUAAAUAGGGUUAUGCGGCAGGACGGUGGACUUGAAUAGAUUAUGGCUAGACCUUCAUAUAAGUCCUACUUUCUAAACAUGUUCGAAAAUAAUUGCCUAAAUUUCUACGAAAAAAAUCCUCAUUUUCGAAUGUGAGUCAAUUUUGCUCGAAAUCGAACAGAAUUUUCCGCCUGCCCAGUAAUCUUUUAGUUUUUGUCAUACCGUUGUUAUGCUUUCCACCAUUGAAAGGAGGAUAUAUUAAAUUUCUCAUUAUGUUUAUAACGUAACGAGGUCCGUCUGUCAAUCUGUUGAAAUCACGAUAGAGACCACAUUAUUUGCCGUAAAUCUUUAAAAUUUGGCACAAUAGUUUUUACUGUGUCUAGGAUUGUUGGUAAUGAAAAUUAUAUAUCGGUCCACUAUUUGGGAUAGCCCCUAUAUAACGCUACUUCCCAAUGUUCGAUAUUUUAAUAAUAUUAGACAAAUUCCUCCACGGAUUUGUCUAAAAUUAAGUAUUUAUACUUCGUAAUGGAUCCUAGCUCCGGUGGCAAAACAUUGAAAAUAUAGCUCCAUGUUUUCCUAUAGCGCACAUAUAACGUUACCUUCGGUAAUGGAUACUAACGAUUUGAGGCAGAUUUUCUAACCGAUUUGUAUUUGGUAUUUGUAGUUCAUAAUGGGUUUUAAAACCGUCUUUAAAUCAAUUUUCAAUUGGUCCACGGUUAUCAUAUAACGUUUCCCACGGAUAUUCGGUAUUUUGAUAAUCCUAGUCACAUUUACCCACGGAAUUAUUUCAGAUUUGGGAUUUAAG